AUGAAAUUAAAGUCAAUUGAUUUUUAAUAUAUUAGAUAGAAUUAAUUAAAUUUCCAUAUUAGAUAGCUAUUCAAUAUUUUAGAAAAAAAUAAAUAAAUGAUAUAAAAGGAAUAACAUUUCUACAAUCUAGAAAGAUUUAAAAACUCUUCUCUUAAAUCUCAUUAGGUUCUCCAUAUUGAUCUGAGCGGUGACAAAAAAAUUGAUGAUGACAAUAAUAAUAUAGUCACACAAAAAUACAUUAUCAGAUUCUAUGAAUUUGUUCACACUUUCAAACAAAUUUUUGGCAAAACAAAAAACAAAAAUACCAAAAUAGAUAAUGAAGGUGCAUCAGUCUUAAGUACUGCUUUGGCAAAAUGCACUAAUCUCUCAAAUUUGACACUUAAUCUUGAGUCAAAUUAAAUUGGUGAUAAAGGUAUAUCAGACUUAGGUUAUGGUUUAGCAAACUGCAUUAAUCUCUCAAAUUUGACAAUCAAUCUCUUUAAAAAUAAUGUUGGCGCAGUUGGUGCAUCAGGCUUAGGUUCUGAUUUAGGAAAGUGUUCUAAUCUCUCAAAUUUGACACUUAAUCUUAGUAUUCGAACAUAUAAAUAGCCAUAUAUAAUUAAUAAUCUAUUCAAUAACAAAUUUUUUCACCUUUAUUUAAUGAUUAUAUCACAUCUUUACUACCUAUAAUAUAUGUAAUUCUAGCAGUAUUUUAAUUAGAGCUCAGACUACCAUUUAUUUUAUGAUGCUACUUUGAUAUUUUAGUUUUUGAAUUAAUUGUGAUAUUCCUUUGCUGAUAAAUUUAAUUAUAUCAUCUAUACUUUUAAUUCUAUAUAAUAUUUUUAUUAUGUUAUGAUAGAGUAAAUAAUUUUUAUAAGAUAAAGUAUCUUUUAUGGAAUAAAAAUCUUAAUUUAUCAAUCUAUAUAAAAAUGAUAAGUGUUACUUUAAGGUUA
Messenger RNA from Tetrahymena thermophila SB210, 932 nucleotides. Its product is annotated as transmembrane protein, putative. The transcript is spliced from 7 exons. The record is from RefSeq and is a predicted model, not a curated record. NCBI's taxonomy places the organism in Eukaryota, Ciliophora, Oligohymenophorea, Hymenostomatida, Tetrahymenidae.